AUGAACGAUACGAAUACUCCAGUCACAUAUAACGUUACAACUUCCGAUAUGCCUUCUGAUCACUAUUAUCAGCAACCUAUACCCAAUAUCUCUCCUGAUCAGAAUCAUCAUAACCACCAGCAAUAUAAUAAUAAUCAAGAAUCCACUUCCAAUAAUUAUCAGAAAUCCACGUCCGAUAACGUUUCUUCUCCAAAAUUUCAGCCGAAUACUGUCUUUCAAGGCAAUUCUAUAUGUUAUCAGAACAUUGUUUUUUCCAAUAAUGCAAUAAAUAAUUCGGUACUUAUGCAAUUUUGUUCUUGUUCCUCUUUGACAAAUAAUUCACAAAACUCACAAGCUCGAUCUCAACAAUAA
Molecule: messenger RNA, 351 nt
Organism: Rhizophagus irregularis DAOM 181602=DAOM 197198
Lineage: Eukaryota; Fungi; Glomeromycota; Glomeromycetes; Glomerales; Glomeraceae
Source: RefSeq, a predicted model, not a curated record